This is a messenger RNA of Trypanosoma theileri, 2061 nucleotides long. RefSeq lists its product as uncharacterized. Bases 1 to 2061 code for a protein of 686 amino acids. NCBI's taxonomy places the organism in Eukaryota, Euglenozoa, Kinetoplastea, Trypanosomatida, Trypanosomatidae. The record is from RefSeq and is a predicted model, not a curated record. The transcript has a single exon.
AUGUUCGAUACUCAAUCCACUGGUGGUUCCUCACUUGUCUCUGUACAUCCAGAGUACUUGGACGGGCAAACACCACGUCGCUCAACCAAUGAACCAACUAUGGCCACAGAAGCAAGUCCAACAUUUCUUACUGCACGUUCCUUGCUGACACAGGGACAUACCGUCAAUAAUUCAUUUGAAUCACAUGAUGAAUACAACAAUGCAAAUAUAAACGUACAGAAUAGUGACAAUCGUACCUCAAGGGCAUGGAAUGCCGUUCGUAACAGGGCAGCGGAUGUAGUUCGACGUGCUACCAAAGGUGCUAACAAUCUUAUUGAACGAUUACUAGAGCCGCAUGGAACAGAUAGUAAUAACACUAACAAUGCAGGAGACGGAAGGAAUGGCACUCUUUCUCUGCAACUUGUAUGUAUGAAUGGGACAAAUCCAACGUAUUCUAACCCAGCACUUCUGACGAACUUUGAUGAAGAUGCUUUCAAUGGUGAUCCAUCUGCAGACCCAAACAAUGAAAAAGAGGAUUAUGUUGAAGAAGAAGAAGAAGAAGAAGAGGAAGAUUUAGAACCAUUGCGUGUUGAGAUUGAUCUCCCUUCUACUCUACGAGCCUAUCGCAAAAAUCCUAAUGAGUGCUUUGGUCACCUUGUUGGUGCUGCCCUCUCAAGCCGUUCUCCUGAGGAUCCGGUGACGGGUGUUGAACUUCGAGAAGCGCGACGUAAUCCAUAUCUUGUGCGAAUGGUAAUUGACUCCAACUUGCUUGACCUCAAUGAUGAGUUAGUGCAUUCAGAGGUGCAACGUUGUGUGGAUAGUUUGAUUCCACCUGAAGUACAGCGAGUUCCACAGGGUGUUUACGAAUAUCUUCCUUCACUUUUUAAAUUACCAUUUGUACGCCUUAAUUCAAAACAGUAUGAAGUAUUAAAAGAUAGCGGUUUUGAGUUUGUAACUUUACUUUGUGAAUAUCCUCAUAUUUUACCACCAGGUCGAUUCAACUCUAUUCGAUUAAACUAUGUUAAUCGAAGUUGGUAUAUUGACUUAUUCUUGAUGUUAGUAAAUAUUUUUACAGAAAUUUUUUGUAUUACUAGUAUUGUGCUUGUAACUGUGCAUUAUAUGAUGGUUGAUGGAGGUGAAUAUCAAAGUUAUGGUUAUUAUACAGUUACCAUGUAUGGUGUGGGUUAUGCUGCAAAUCUUAUUGGUAUGAUUUUCUUAAUGAGAGGAAAGGAACGAGAUACAGUGUAUGGUAAAAUGUUGUGUGGGUUUCCAUCCCCACAUCUCCAUGUGGUACCAGUAGUGCCAUUGUAUAAUAUUGUUAGCUUUAUCACUUAUCUUCGAUACCGUAUGGCAAAGAGACGUGGAGGACAUAUUGCCGUUAUACAUGAUAUUCUUAUUGCUCAGAUUCUUUCAAGUCUCUGUUUCGCUCUUUGUUUAGCGAUGCCACAAUUUAUUUUUCAACGUUAUAUUAAUGCGGCUGAUGUUUAUAUACCUGUAAGAAUAGGUCAUAACUAUUCCUUUGUACUUCUUUACAUUGCAGUCAUUUCCACAUGUUUUAUUGUAUUACUUCGUAUGCUUCGAGUAUUUUUGACGUAUGAUUCUAUAAACUGUUUUGGAUUUGCUUGUUUUGGAUUUCACGGUGAUAGAAUUAUAGAGCGACACUCCGCGAUAUUACGUAUGGUGUAUCUUUGUUGUUUAUUCGUAUUUGAGUUAAAUGUCUUUUUCCUAGUAUUGGGUUCUAUGGGUGUUUCCGAUUGUGCGGGGAAAGCUGUAGUUACAAUUGUAAUUAGUGGCAUUAGUACCUUUCUUCUUGUCCUCGUGUUUGGGUUUCUACUUUUAUGGCAUGAAACUGUAUUCCGUAUUAUGUGGUCUUUGAUUCCACUAACACUUUUACAGAUUGCGUUAUUAGCAUAUAAGUCUACUGUAUCAGCAGGGACAUGUGAGCUUAUCACCGUAGCAAAAGGGAGUUGGCUUUUAUUUCCUGAUAUUAUAUGGGCACUAUUGUUCUUUUUUCUUCUUCUUCUCCUGAUCCAAGGAAUAUAUGUGUUUGUUAAGGGUAGAAUGCUCAGAAAGUCUAACUAA